Trichobilharzia szidati is the source of this 1225-nucleotide messenger RNA. The record is from the annotation of a GenBank genome assembly. NCBI's taxonomy places the organism in Eukaryota, Metazoa, Platyhelminthes, Trematoda, Strigeidida, Schistosomatidae.
GUCUUCUUUCCCAAACUAGAAGUUUGUGUAAACUUAUCUCAGUUCAACGUUAUUUCCUCGUAUUUUCAUUGGGCACAAUGAUGUGGAAAAUUUAUAUUUUUCAAGGUCGUUAAGUGGUUUUCACUUUUCAAAUAGGGUAACAAUUUUCAGCUGGUGUUUCUUUCUUUGUUUAUUCGAUAGGCGAUAAAUAAAACGUGCUUAAUCAUACACAGCAUUUUCAGAGUUUUCUGAAACAAAAGUACAACAUCUUCUCUGGUGGUAUAAACGGAACUUUUAAACUACAAUAAUGUCGAAUACAGUGUCAGGAAAAUUGGAAAAGGCUCACAAGAAAGGACAAAAAGACAGAGAUUCAAUACAAAAAUCGAUACAGGACAACAUAACUCAACUGGAAAAUGAAGAAAGGCAACUAGAGAAUGAGCUUAAAAAAAUGGCUAGAGAGGGUAAAAUGUUUGCCUGUAGACCAUUAGCUCAGCAAUUAUCUAAGAUUCGCUCUCUAAAACGUAAAAUGUUUGGCUUUAGUGGCCAGAUGAAUGCCAUACAAACAAAACAAACAACUUCACUUGUAACAGCAAAAUGCGGAGAAUCAGUUGAAUCGGCUACAAAAUCCAUCAAAAGCUAUAACAAGUUAAUGGGAAAAGUCAAUAUGUCUAAAAAGGUUAAAGAAUUAGACGAAGCAGAAAUACUAAUGGAAAUGUCAGAAGAAUAUUUAAACAAUUAUUUACAUUCUACAUGCGAUUCUGAUGAUGAAAUUGUCAAUGAAAAGAUUAAGUCAAUUUUAAGUGAACCUGAGGUUUGUGAAUCAAGUCAGUGGCCCAGUGUUCCAGAUCUCAAAUUAAGUAAAUUCAGUACUCUGAGUCGACAUGUUAGCAAUGAAGUGAAAUGAAGGGUUGACUGAAACAUAUGUGUAACUUUAUUUUAUUCUACAAUUAUAUGACUUAUUUUCAUUGUUUAAUACGAAGAUUUUCAUCUUAAAGAUCUAUGAUUAUCAUAUGACACAAUGUCUCUUGUUGUUGAAUAUUUGCUUUUUUACUCAUAACUGCUAUUGUUCACACAAUAAAGUCUUCAACUGUGCCAUCUGUUCCUUUGAAAUAAUUUUCCACUUAUUGUUAUACUGCCUAUUGUUUAAAUUCAUUUUUUUCUAUUCUAAUGUCAGAUUUUUUUUAUUCCAUUACUUCCUCAGUAGAACAUCGGGCUUCAAGCUAGAGGCUUGAAGUUUCGAUAGCAG